Messenger RNA from Colletotrichum orchidophilum, 747 nucleotides. RefSeq lists its product as uncharacterized. The record is from RefSeq and is a predicted model, not a curated record. Bases 1 to 747 code for a protein of 248 amino acids. The transcript has a single exon. Lineage: Eukaryota; Fungi; Ascomycota; Sordariomycetes; Glomerellales; Glomerellaceae.
AUGCCCCAGCAAUUCCAAAUCAGCCUUUCACUUUCUUAUGUUCACGUGAGACUAGUGUGGCAGAAGUCCGCACUCAAGACUACAUACGCUGUGCCGCAAGGCUUCACCGAAAACCAAGUCUUUGCAACUUCAGGAGACAGGCCGGGCUCAUUUUGGAGGUUUUCCCACGGUAUCAACCUCUUUGGCUUCAGAGGAAGCGGGGUCAUCAACGUUAUAAGAAUCCCGAUUGUCGUUCAAGCCGUACGAGCAGGCAUACAGUAUCUACCGCCCUGUGGCUGGCGAUCAACCAACCCACCACAUGCUCUUGUCGUGGUGGCAGGUGAUACUGCUAUGAAGGUACACUCCUGGCCCGGUCGUGGUCUGAGUAGUGGUGUCAAGUCAGCUAUCGCACGGGGGGACGAAAUCGUCCACGCGCUCAAUGGGAGCAGGUUCGUCGAAUUCCAUCUUACUGCCAUGGACCAGUACAAUGACUUCACCAUGAAACUUCAGGACAGCGAGUAUGACAAUCGCAUCAUUCCACUCUUGAACCAGUCCGGUACCCCAAAAGUCUUGAGCUGGCUCCUAAGCAAAGCGAACACCGUGACUGAUGACGUGCCUGAUAAAACUGCGACUGAAUGGCCAGUGGUGGCCUUGGCCCAGAUUGAAGAGCAGCUGGAACAGAGCGGCAAUGGGGUGUUUGGACCCGUAUCGAAUGUCGAACCCCAAUUGCGCACCGUCCUGCGACAGAUGGACCCUGCGACGUUUUGA